This is a messenger RNA of Telopea speciosissima, 4255 nucleotides long. RefSeq lists its product as uncharacterized. Lineage: Eukaryota; Viridiplantae; Streptophyta; Magnoliopsida; Proteales; Proteaceae. The record is from RefSeq and is a predicted model, not a curated record. The transcript has 23 exons. The coding region runs from base 92 to 3862 and encodes 1256 amino acids.
CUCGUUUUUUUAAUUUCCUGCAGUGUUUGCAGUGUUUUCGUUAGUUGAAUCUGUGAAGUUCGACUAGUAUGUGAAGAUUUCACCUGAAAUCAUGUUCACUGAAGGCCUCGACAGUAAUGCCAUUAGAUGGAUUAGAGAGGGUGCUGGUGCUAAGCAGAGGGAAGUUCCAUUCACCAUUCCGAAUCAGAGGUCAAGAUUCGAUCCUGUUACCAACAUGAGGAACGGUGGCCGGGGCUUUGGUCUGCCUCCUCCUUCGAAGUUCAGAAGUGGGCAUUUACCGUCGGGGGUAAUUCCGGUGUCGCGAGCUAUACCUGGUGAUGCAGACGAUAGCGGCUCUGGGUCUGAUAUGGACGAAACCACAGAUACAGAAGAAGAGGUUUACGGUGGGCGUUACUCGUUGGAUUCUUCUCCGCAACACGAUGAUGUAGAUCGCCGGAAUCCUAAUGGUUUUGUUCACAGAUACACCACCCCUCUGCAGAGGCAGUCACAUUACGCCAGCGAUAACAUGUCAUCUGAUUUCAGUUCAUCAAGGGAUACGGUUCAGCAGAGACAGGGGCAUGCGGUGGACAGACCGGGAGUGGGAGAUGGUCGGUACCCAGUUGCCAAUCAUGGUUAUACGGAGGAAGAAUCAUCUGAUUCUGCUGCAAGCUCUGAAUUUGCAUCUUCGAACGUCGGAAGCAACAACGGGCCUGUGCCACAUCGAGGAGCUUAUGCUUCAGAGAGUUAUUCUUCUACUCUCCCUUCACGAUCGAAUGGGGAGGCUGCUGCUGAAAGGGAUUUUCAUGCCAGAGGAGUGUGGAAUAAGAAGCUUUCUGAUGAUGAUGUUGCCAGUGCACCUCCAAUUUCUCCUUCUGGUCAUGAAUUAAACCAAGAAGCUGAGAAAAUUACAGUUCCUAAAGCAUACUCUACACCAUGCAAGCCAGAGUCAAAUGGUUUCUCAAUCAGCAAGGAGCCAAACCUGUCACAAAGCAUGCCCACUGGGGAUGCAGCCCAGAAUAAUGCUGGAAACAGAGGCCCUGACCAGUUCAUAAGGACUAAUGUGGCGGUGGAUGCUGCUGUACCUUCAUCUUUGUUACCAGCUCGUCUUCCUACAUUUCAUGCUAGCGGGCUAGGGCAGUGGUACACUGUGAUUUCUUAUGAUGCAUGCGUUCGGCUUUGUCUUCAUUCAUGGGCCAGGGGUUACAUGGAGGCUCCUAUUUUUUUGGAAAAUGAAUGUGCACUGCUACGAAGUGCAUUUGGUUUACAACAAACUCUGUUACAGUCAGAGGAAGAACUGUUGGGUAAGCGAACUUCAGAGCUUGUGAGUGAGGUAGCUGCACCAAAACCUAAAAAAAUUAUUGGAAAAAUGAAGGUGCAAGUACGCAAAGUAAAAAUGGCUUUGGACCCACCUUCUGGCUGCAGUUUCUCUUCUUCAAGGAUCCCAACAAUAAAAAUGGAAUCUAUUCGAUACCGCCUUUCCAAUUUACGAUCAACAUUUUCCUCUGGAUGGGAAGCACUUAGGAAUGUCCGUGUGGCUCCUCGUGUGCCUGCCAAUGGUUCUUUUUCACGGCAUAGUUUGGCAUAUGUUCAAGCUAGCACUCAAUAUAUAAAACAAGUCUCGGGCCUUCUAAAAAUUGGUGUGGCAACUUUGCGCAGCAGUUCGUCAUCAUAUGAAGUUGUUCAAGAAACAUAUUCUUGUUCAUUGAGACUGAAAAGUUCAACUGAAGAAGAAGCUGUUCGAAUGCAACCUGGAUCUGGCGAAACACAUGUAUUCUUUCCAGAUAGUAUUGGAGAUGAUCUAAUUAUUGAAGUCCAUGAUUCCAAGGGAAAGUACUAUGGCCGUGUCCUUGCUCAGGUGGCUACCAUUGCUGAAGACCCGGGAGAUAAGCUUCGCUGGUGGUCUAUUUAUCAUGAACCAGAGCAUGAACUUGUUGGUAGGCUACAACUUUACAUCAACUAUUCAACAAGUUCAGAUGAAAAUAGCCAUCUGAAGUGUGGUUCUGUCGCAGAAACUGUUGCUUAUGAUCUUGUUUUAGAAGUUGCAAUGAAGGUUCAACACUUUCAGCAAAGAAAUUUGUUGCUGGAUGGUCCAUGGAAGUGGUUACUUAUCGAAUUUGCAUCCUACUAUGGGGUUUCAGAUGCAUACACUAAGUUAAGGUAUCUCUCCUACGUCAUGGAUGUUGCUACACCAACUGCUGACUGCCUCUUCUUGGUACAUGAUUUGCUAUUACCGGUAAUUAUGAAGGGUAGGAGCAAGUUGAGCCAUCAGGAGAACCGUAUAUUGGGGGAAAUUGAAGACCAGAUUGAGCAGACACUUGCUCUGGUUUUUGAGAACUACAAGUCCUUGGAUGAAUCAUCACCGUUGGGGAUGAUGGAGGUUUUCAAGCCAGCAACUGGAUCAGCAGCUCCUGCUCUGGCACCUGCUGUAAAGCUUUACGCUCUUCUUCAUGACGCACUGUCUCCGGAGGCACAAUUGAAACUAUGUGGCUAUUUCCAGGCUGCUGCAAAAAAAAGAUCAAGAAGGCACCUGGCAGAAACAGAUGAGUACAUUGCAAACAAUAGUGAAGGCACACUGUUGGAUGCUCUGACUCUUACAACUGCUUACCAGAAGAUGAAAACUCUUUGCUUGAAUAUAAGAAAUGAAAUUUUCACUGAUAUUGAGAUACAUAAUCAACAUGUGCUUCCGAGUUUUAUAGACCUUCCAAAUAUUUCGUCAUCCAUAUAUAGUGUGGAGCUUUGCAGUAGAUUGCGCGCAUUCCUUGUUGCAUGCCCUCCUACUGGCCCAUCACCUCCUGUGGCAGAUCUUGUAAUUGCAACGGCGGAUUUUCAAAGGGAUCUUGCCAACUGGAAUAUUAAUCCUGUCAAAGGAGGAGUUGAUGCAAAAGAGUUGUUCCACUUGUAUAUUAUCAUUUGGAUUCAAGAUAAGCGUCUUUCUUUGCUUGAGUCAUGCAAAUUAGAUAAGCUAAAAUGGUCAGGUGUGAAAACUCAACACUCUACAACACCAUUUGUUGAUGAUAUGUAUGACCGGUUGAAGGAAACCAUGAAUGAAUAUGAGGUCAUUAUUUUCCGAUGGCCAGAAUAUACCUUUGUUUUGGAAAAUGCUAUUGCGGAUGUUGAGAAGUCAGUGGUGGAGACUUUGGAUAAGCAGUAUGCUGAUGUUUUAGCACCUCUGAAAGACAGUCUGACGCCUAAGAAAUUUGGCCUCAAGUAUGUCCAGAAACUGGCCAAGCGUUCUGUAUGCACUUACGCUGUGCCUGAUGAGCUGGGAAUUCUUUUGAAUACCAUGAAGAGGAUGCUCGAUGUGUUGCGUCCUAGGAUAGAGACACAGUUAAAAUCAUGGGGGUCUUGCAUCCCUGACGGUGGAAAUGCUGUCUCUGGAGAGCGCCUCAGUGAAGUGACCGUGAUGCUGAGAGCCAAGUUCAGAAAUUACCUGCAAGCAGUUGUGGAGAAGCUUGCGGAGAAUACAAGAGUUCAAAGUGCAACCAAACUUAAAAAGAUCAUCCAAGACUCGAAGGAGACUGUGGUUGAAUCAGAUGUUAGGAGUAGAAUGCAACCCCUGAAGGAUCUGCUGACGAAAACAAUAGAUCACCUACAUACUCUCUUUGAGACUCAUGUGUUUGUAACAAUUUGUCGAGGCUAUUGGGACCGAAUGGGACAGGAUAUUCUGAGUUUUUUGGAGAACAGGAAAGAGAACAGGACCUGGUAUAAGGGGUCACGUGUUGCUGUGGCUGUAUUGGAUGACACCUUUGCAUCACAGAUGCAACAGUUGCUUGGGAAUGCACUUCAAGAGAAAGACCUGGAGCCUCCUAGAUCAGUAUUGGAGGUUCGGUCGAUGCUCUGCAAGGAUGCUCCGAACCACAAGGACAGUAACUUCUACUAUUAAUUCUAGUAUACAAGUACAUACAGAUGGGAAAGAGCUAUAGAGUUUAGCUUGAUGGUUGAAGAACCCAUGAAGGAUUUUUGUGGCCUGUUGCAAGUGGAUGAAAAAGAGCAAUAGAGUUUAGCAACCUCUGCAUCAAUGUGCAUAAUAGCGCACAUUCAAACCGUGGUUUUCUGCAAGAACUGUACAGUGGGCAACUUGGCCCAAGUUGAUACGAGAUAAGCUGUUCUCGGAGCUGUGCAAUUAUAUAUAUAUAUAUAUUUUGUGUAAAGUACUGAAAAUUGAUUGCCAUUUAUAUGCUCCAUAACAAAAGUUCCUAAUUUUCUUCCCAUCACAAAUUGCAGUGAUAUCAGUUUUGUAAUUGUAUUGAGCUCAGGGCUACAAAUUAAACGUCUU